AACCAGGAUGCAAUCACAUCUUUGUCAAAGCUGCCAUGAAAGUUAACUGUCUCAAGCUUGUACGCUGCAGCACGAACGGAUGCUGAGCCACACCGACCCGUUUUAGGAUAGUGAGCAAUAGUCCCUGGUGGUCUAGUGGUUAGGGUUCCUAUCCCGGUCAGGCUGCGUAAAAGCUUGAGCCUGUUUCGUCAAGUGCUGUUCAACAUUGACAAUGCUGAAGAGUACGAGAAGGAGUUUAGGGGCCAAGAAGAAGAGAAGAAGCCACAACGUCAACUCUUGGACGUUGAGUUCAAUCUGCAGCCUCGAAUUGUGCUACGAAGAGCAAGGUCACGGGAGUGCUGGAGCCCGAGCCCAUCGCAGCUAUCUUUGGGUGAGAGGCGGGUUACACCCUGAAAUGGUUGCCAUCACAGGUCUAAAAUAAAAAAACCAAUCAACCUUUGUGUUUUUGGGAUGUGGGAGGAAACCUGAGUGCCUGUAAAAAGCCACCAAAGAACAAAGAGAACAUGCAAAUUCCACAUCGGAUCUGCUAAGAGGUCGUCCACCAUGCUGCCCACUGCGGAUCUACUCCAUUCCAAAUUGGGAAGGCUGCAUUAAAGGCUCUGCAAUUCAUCACUACCAUACCAAAACAUCAUUCAUCAAACUUUGUUAGUCACACACAAAUGAGACAUUUGGUAGCUGGAUUAUUCAUACCUGUCAACUUUUCAGAGCGCCAACCUGUAUAGACUACCAAAAAAAUCCUUAUUGAAAGCAAAACAUCCUUAUAACAUAAAAAAAUCAUAUGUCAAAAUAACAGAGGGAAAAAACACAAAGUUUUUCAAUGAUUUUUAUUGUAGAUCUCCAGAAUGAUAAUAUCUGAAGUUAUUGUCUAAUUCUACUAAGUAGAAUGAUCAAAAAGAUGGCUAUUCAUCACAGAGGCUACAAUACCUCAGAUAUUUGUAAGAGUGAUUCACCAGAAUCAGUGAUGAGAAAAUAAAAAUGUUUUGAAAGAUUACAUAUCUACUGAAUGCCGAUUAUCAAUUCCUUAUUUUUAGUGAAUAAGGAAUGAGCUGAUCUGUAUGAUAAGGCUAACAAUAAGCUAUUGUUCCUAUGAAGCCAUUCUCAAUCUUAGUAAAUGGCACAUCUAUCUUGAAAUACAUAUCCUUUCCUCGUGGUGAAAACACAGGAUUCAAUUAUAUUAUUGUCAACUGUUAUAAAAACAGGACCAUGAGCUAGAAUGCGAGCAAGAGAGCUUCAAUGUAAACUACAAUAAUCCUAUGUAUUUGUAAUGAGGCCCAGGCGGCUAACUAGCAAGCAUGCACGCGACAUUAGCUAAGAGCUAAGUCAAAUUAAUUUGAGCCACAAAUGAUCAAAGUCAAGAUAAAAAUGACACUUUUUGUGGCAGUCAAGUAAGGUAAAGGUGUACACUCAUAAUUACAAACACCGUCCACCUCCAGUGCUUGAGUUCGCAACACAGUCUGGGCAAUGUAGAGUAAAGACGAGCUAGGCAUGCUGCUUAUUUUUAGUCUCGAUAAUAAUGGCAAAAGAAAAAUAAGAAAUGUUUCUUUAAGAUGCGAUGAGUGUCAAAGUAUGUGAAUAAUAAAAAAAAAAGUGGUGAAACUGGACGAGAUUGUCGUGAUCCCGCCGCUCCAGCACGAGCUGUGCGGGUGCCUGCGCGGGUGCGCUGAUUGGGCCGCACACCUGCGUCUCAUGCGGGCUGAUUAGUCUGUGUAUUUAUAUCACCCCAAUGACGAUUGGUCCCCGCCAGUUCGUUGAUCUUCAUGUCCCGUUCGUGUGCUCCGGUAUCCCUGAUCGAACCUGUGUGUACCGACCUUCGCCUGUUCUCCGACCAACCUUGUAAGCCUGACUCCUUCGUUACUUCUGCCUGCUUUGAUUGUUCUCCUGUGUUCCGACUCCUGCCUGUCCGCUCACCUGCUGUCUUCGCCCGACGUCCCAACUACCGCUGCUGCACCGGACUGCCUGCUCGAUCCCCGACCUCUGCAUAUAAUAAACGUUUCUCCUUGAACUACCUUGCAUCUUCCGAGUCCUGCAUUUGGGUCCUACUCUCGUUCUGACGGGACGUGACAGAACGAACUGUCCAACACAGGACCCAGCAGGGAAGACCCGGCGUCACCGGGACCGACGCAAGGUAGACCGUCUGCCGGAGGACCAAGCCUGUCCGAUCCGGGUAGGCUCCAUGAUGUCCUCCGCUUCCUUAUAUUACGCUCCGCCAGCGAGUCAGUUUGUUUCACCUCCCCGCCUUUCCAGUACCCGAGCGUCCUCACCCAGUAGGUUUAAGUACACCAUUCCGUAUGAGGGAACCCGCUUGGCCAUCUACCUGGGACCUCUGCGUGGCGGCCAGAGGAGACGCCCCGGCCGGGCAAUCCCCGGUGCCUCCCGCUGCGCGGCAACUAAGACAUCUUCCUCCCAAUCCUCGCCGGCAACGUGAAACCGGCAGACCCGCCGCUGGUGGCGAAGCUUCCACCCCAGAGGGAGGAGGAGUCGCCAAAUCACAAGGCGUUCCGCCGCGAAAUGCGGGCGGAGAUAGAGCGGCAGAGCGCGGAAUUGGCGGCUCUAACGUCCCAGGUCCGGCAAGGAUUGGCGAACCAGCCGAGCAACGCUGACGUCGCAACGGCGACGGACUCGCUGCUGAUACAGGUUGUCGUGGAAACCGACCCGCCCCCUCGCCAAGUGCACAUCGUAGUGGGAACGGACUUGCCACCUCGCCAAGUGCACGUCGCAGUGGGAACGGACUCGCCACCUUGCCAAGCGCACGUAGCUGUGGAAACUGACCCGCCUCCUCGCCAUUCCCACGAGGUUUUGGCUGUUCCGAGCAGAGCUCACGCGGCAGUUGGAACUGACCCGCUCCCGAGACAUGCCCAUGUGUCAGUUUCGACUGACUCUCUGCCGACGCUCGUUCACGUUGCCCUGGAAACGGAUUCGCCACCGCGCCACGCCCACAUUGCUGUUUCAACUAAUGCACUGCAAGUUCACGUGGCAGUGGGGACCGACCUGAUGCUGCCUCCUCCUUCUCACGUUGCUGUCCAGGAGGUGGCGAUGGUGAUGGGGUCGCCGCCUUCUCACGUUGCUGUCCAGGAGGUGGCGAUGGCGAUGGUGUCGGCGCCUUGUCACGUUCCUGUCCAGGAGGUGGCGAUGGUGUCGCCGCCUUCUCACGUUCCUGUCCAGGAGGAGCUGGUGAGUUCUGUGGAGCCACCCUGGAGCUGGAGAGACUUCGGGAUGGCUGUGAUGGUGGCGGUCAUGGCUCUGGUCCUGCGCUCCAUCAUCCUCUUCGCUCCUGAGGGCGCCCAGCCCCUUCCGGACCUGACCUCGUUGGUGACCAAUCAACGGGUGCCUCCUGACCAAGCCUCGGUGGCGACCAGACCCUGGUCGUCUCGCAACCACGGCGUGGGAGGUUCUCGUCCAGAGCAGUUGCCUGCCUCGGCCUGGUUCCUGCUUCGUCGUUUGGUUCCUCACAGAGGUCGUCCGCCCGAAUCACUCCGUGGGGACCCUGGUGCUUGGCGUCCGGGUCGUCCUCCUGACCUGUCCACCCGGACGCCUUGCGUUUGGUGGCCUGGAUGGCCACCAGACUGGGGUUCGGGAGCCGUGCCUUUGAGGGGGGGUACUGUCAUGAUCCUGCCGCACGAGCUGUGCGGGUGCCUGCGCGGGUGCGCUGAUUGGGGCGCUCUCAUGCGGCCUGAUUAGUCUGUGUAUUUAUAUCACCCCGAUGACGAUUGGUCCCCGCCAGUUAGUUGAUCUUCAUGUCCCGUUCGUGUGCUCCGGUAUCCCUGAUCGAACCUGUGUGUACCGACCUUCGCCUGUUCUCUGACCAACUUUGUAAGCCUGACUCCUUCGUUACUUAUGCCUGCUUUGAUUGUUCUCCUGUGUACCGACUCCUGCCUGUCCGCUCACCUGCUCUCUUCGCCCGACGUCCCAACUACCGCAGCUGCAAUGGACUGCCUGCUCGAUUCCCUACCUCUGCAUAUAAUAAACGUUUCUCCUUGAACU
Molecule: messenger RNA, 3981 nt
Organism: Syngnathoides biaculeatus (alligator pipefish)
Lineage: Eukaryota; Metazoa; Chordata; Actinopteri; Syngnathiformes; Syngnathidae
Product: gastrula zinc finger protein XlCGF17.1-like
Exons: 5
Coding region: 2509-3678 (389 amino acids)
Biological process (GO): regulation of immune system process; negative regulation of transcription by RNA polymerase II; regulation of cytokine production
Source: RefSeq, a predicted model, not a curated record